AUGGAUAGGGCAUCAAUUAGGUGUUUAUGGGUUGUGCUGUUAGUUUCCAUGGCAAUUGUUGGGCUGAAAGGUGAGCCUGACUUGAACAACGGCACCGCUCAAACUCAAGGAAAAGCUCCCUCUUUAGCUAUUGCUCAACUUCCUCGAGGCAAUGCAGUUAAAAGCAACGAGAGUACUUCUUACAAUGAAGUUGAGGUCAACAACAGAGACGUAUAUUAUAGAGGAGGCCACGGCGGUGGCAGCAGUAGCGGAGGUGGAGGUGGUGGCGGCAGCGGUGGUGGGUGGGGAUGGGGAGGAGGAGGAGGAGGGGGUGGAUGGUGGAAAUGGGGAUGUGGGGGACAGCCAAAAGGGGGAAAAGGAAGAGGAGGAGGACAUAACCAUAACAUUAACCGCCACCACAUAUACGGGAAUAGAUUCAGCAAGAAUGACUAUAAACUAGGAGAGUUUGCGCAAUGCACGAGACGAGGGCGUUGCAGAGGCAUGAGAUUAGAUUGCCCACUUCACUGUGGUGGACCUUGCUUAUACGACUGUCAGUACAUGUGCAAAGCCGACUGUCAUCAUUCUCCAAUUCACUACUAAUUUACGCUAACAUUCUGAUAGAGUCCAGUAGGAAAUUGAAACGGAAAACUGAGAGUGUAUUGAUAUUUUUCUGAGAAAAGAAAGCAAUACAGACUCUCAGCUUACAUGCUUUGCACACCUAGCGUAGGUGAAACGGAUCA
Messenger RNA from Morus notabilis, 719 nucleotides. Its product is annotated as abscisic acid and environmental stress-inducible protein. NCBI's taxonomy places the organism in Eukaryota, Viridiplantae, Streptophyta, Magnoliopsida, Rosales, Moraceae. The record is from RefSeq and is a predicted model, not a curated record.